AGAGCCGGCGGAGCCAGUGGCCGCCUUUCCCUCGGGAGAAGCCGCCUGAGGCUCUGGGAAGAUGCAGUUUUUUGGGCGGCUGCUGGACACCUUCAGCAGCGUCUCGCAGAUCUUCUCCAACCCGUACCGCGUGAGGGAGGUGCCGGCCGCCGAGUACGCCGGUCACACGUGCCUGCGGGAAGAGGGCAGGCUGGCCCUCUACAAGAACAGCCUCUCUCGCUCCUGGGACUGCUUGCUGGUGAAUCCGCAGAGCCCGCAGGUCGCGUUCCGGCUCUUCCAGCUGGACAACGAAGCAGAUGCCCUGGUGUACUUUGAGCAAUAUGCCCGGCAGCUGCGCCCUUUCUACGAGAGCUCGUGCCAGCCCUUGUCCCUGGAGGAGCUGCAGCUGCUCAGCGACUGCGUCCGCAGCUACCCCGGCUGGUCCCCGGCACACAUCGCCGUGGAGUUCGGCCGCCGCGAGACCUUCCGGCACAACCACAUCCUGAGCUGCGUGAACAGCACAGACGGCGAGGACGGCUGCACCCCGCUGCACCUGGCGUGCCGCAAGGGGGACGUGGAGUGCCUGCUGGAGCUGCUGGAGUGCCACGCACGCGUGGACAUCACCGACAGGAACGGAGAGACCGUUUUCCACUACGCCGUGCGAGGAAACAACCCCCAGAUCAUUGAGCUCCUGGGCAGACCCCUAACUACUGGCUUGGACCACCUGAACCACGAGGGGCUGACAGCUCUGCACCUGGCGUGCCAGCUGGGCAAGGAGGACAUGGUUCGCUCCCUGCUGAAGUGCCGUGCCAGCUGCAGCGUCGUGGGCACACUGGGCUACCCCAUCCACACAGCUCUGAAGUUCUCCCACAAGGGGUGUGUCCAGGCCAUUCUGGAGGCAGAUGCCAGCCAGGUUUGCUCCAAGGACCCACGCUAUGAUGCCACUCCACUGCACUGGGCAAAGAAGGCAGAGCUGGCGCGGCUGCUGCUGGAGCACGGCGCCGAGGUGAACGCCAGCAGCGGCACGGCCGACAUGGCGCUGCACAUCGCCGUGCAGAGGGGCCGCCUGGACUGCGCCAUGGUGCUGCUGACACACGGCGCCCACACCAACGCCCGCGGCCGCGACGGAAACACGCCGCUGCACCUGGCCAUGAAGCAUGACCACCUGGAUAUGAUCAAAGCGAUCAUUGUCUUUGGAGGAGAUGUUGAGAUCCCCAAUGAUUUUGGAGAGACACCAGGACUGUUGGCAGCCAGGAGCAGCAAAGGUGCGAACCGGAAAGUGCUCUUAGACCUGCUGCAAACUGUAGGCACCGAACGCUGCCACCCACCACCCAACCCUGACUCCCCAGGCCUGGCACCAUCUGCUGCCUCCUUCCUGGAAGGCCAACCUUCCCCACGGAGCAACCUCAACAGCUUAGGGUACAAGGACCUUCUGUAUGUUUCCACAACGCUUGGACAGCUGUUGAAGGCACCAGAUGUUGUGGACAUGCCCUGUGAGGCUAGAAGAGAUCAGGACCGGCUCCUGUGCUUGGAUGGAGGGGGCAUCCGUGGCCUUGUGCUCAUCCAGCUUCUCCUGGCUAUUGAAAAGGCUGCAGGCCGUCCCAUUUGUGAGAUCUUUGACUGGAUUGCAGGGACCAGCACUGGAGGGAUCUUGGCCUUGGCUAUUGUACAUGGGAAGUCCAUGGACUACAUGCGCUGCCUGUACUUCCGCAUGAAGGACAUGGUGUUCCGGGGCUCUCGGCCCUACGAGUCCGAGCCCCUGGAUGAGUUCUUGAAGAAGGAAUUUGGGGAGAACACCAAAAUGACAGAUGUCCGAAAACCCAAAGUUAUGGUGACAGGGACAUUGUGUGACCGACAGCCAGCUGAGCUCCACCUUUUCCGGAAUUACCCUGUACCAGAGACAAAACGCUCCACUGAGUACAAGACAAAUGCAUCUUUCCAGCCACUCACUCAGCCAGAAGAGCAGCUCGUGUGGCGCGCUGCCCGCUGCAGCGGUGCAGCUCCCACUUAUUUCCGGCCCAUUGGCCGUUUCCUGGAUGGAGGGCUGCUGGCCAACAACCCCACCCUUGAUGCCAUGGCAGAGAUCCACGAGUACAACAAGACACUGAUCAAAAAGGGUCAGAAGCAGGAAGUGAGGAAAUUGGGGUUGGUGGUGUCCCUGGGAACAGGGAAGCCUCCGCAGGUCGCAGUGAGCUCUGUGGACGUUUUCCGCCCCUCAAACCCUUGGCAACUGGCGAAGACCGUCUUUGGGGCCAGGGAGCUUGGCAAGAUGGUGGUGGAUUGUACCUGGCUGUGCAGUGCGUCAUCCCAGAUGGCAUCCCCUCCAGAGGCAUUCCUGCCCAGACCUGCCCCUGCACACGCCUCAGUGACAAGGCUCAGCCCUCAGCUGCACACGGAGGUGAUGCUGGACGAGGUGAACGACACUGUGCUGGUGAACGCCCUGUGGGACACCCAGCUCUACAUCUACGAGCAACGGGAGCAGUUCGAGCAGCUGGUGCAGCAUCUCUGCCUGUGACUGACCUGGUGCUCCCACUCUGCGUUCUGAAGGCAAGGAGCAGCAAGGAGACACUGGCAUUGCUCAGAUUUGCCCUUGAGCCAAGGUGUCGAGGUGAUGGACAGACUUGUGGUAAUUGAGAGGAAUUAAUAUUGAAUAGACACCAGUGCACAUACACAUGUAUUCCCAACACAGAAUGUAUGAUAGCUGUGAAAUGCUGACAGUUAUCUUUGUGCUGUAACCCCAUCUCUGCUGCUGUGCUUGGUUCUGCUGCCCUGCUCUCUGACCCAGGACCCAGAGCCCUCACCUACUUGUCUUGAGCUGUAGCAGCUGGAAUGUCUCCUGUCUGUGCAGUACCUCCACUGACAAAGCACCGUGCACCUUCCUAUGUCACAGAAUGGGCCUAGGCCUGAUAAAGUUUCAGGGAUUGCUUGGCCCACUGGGCCCGAGGUAUUUCAGAGUGUAUAGUUUGGGGGAAAGGGAUUGUUUUUCUCCCAACACACCCAGUUUAAAGGGGAGCAGAAAUGCUGCAACUUUUUGCAGUGGAUACAAUGCAGAAAGCUGCAACUGGCCUUGGAGAAGUCUUUCCUGAGACGGUUGUCUUCUGCAACAGCUUCUCCUGUUCCUUCUGAGAUGGGCUGGCAACACUGCCUGGAGAGGGAGCAGCCUCCCCCGCCCAGGACUUUAUUGUGCCACUGAUUUGCUGUUACACUUUGCUCAGGGGCUGAGAUGUGAAAGCCUGUCUUUACAGCAAGCUCAGAGGAAGGGACAGGAGUCUUGGCUUUGUAGAAAGAUCAUUUCUCUUUGUUCUUAACAUGAAACUGAAAUGCUCUGAGAUCAUUUCCCACCAAAGAAGCCAACCCUGGGACAAUUUGGAUUUACUUUUUUAUUACGACUGGAAAUUCUACUGUGAUUGCUACACCAGUCGUUGUUCCUGCAGUAAUUUUUGCAUAUUUAUAAAUAAUUUAUGUAUCUGUUUGGAGGUGUUUUGAGGAGUAAUCUGAAAAACUGAAUUUUUAGUGGUGUUCUUUUGAGUGAAUGGACUGCUGCUGCCUGUUUCUGUGAGACACUAACAUGUCCUAAAAUAAAGAGGGAUUUGCAUUUGUUUCCAA
Messenger RNA from Zonotrichia albicollis (white-throated sparrow), 3585 nucleotides. It is a transcript of the gene PLA2G6, whose product is annotated as phospholipase A2 group VI. The record is from RefSeq and is a predicted model, not a curated record. Lineage: Eukaryota; Metazoa; Chordata; Aves; Passeriformes; Passerellidae. Gene Ontology annotation, cellular component: mitochondrion. Gene Ontology annotation, biological process: positive regulation of ceramide biosynthetic process; cardiolipin acyl-chain remodeling. Gene Ontology annotation, molecular function: protein binding; long-chain fatty acyl-CoA hydrolase activity.